Anoplophora glabripennis (Asian longhorned beetle) is the source of this 781-nucleotide messenger RNA. RefSeq names its product glutathione S-transferase 1-like. The transcript is spliced from 3 exons. Bases 76 to 723 code for a protein of 215 amino acids. Lineage: Eukaryota; Metazoa; Arthropoda; Insecta; Coleoptera; Cerambycidae. Gene Ontology annotation, biological process: glutathione metabolic process. Gene Ontology annotation, molecular function: glutathione transferase activity. The record is from RefSeq and is a predicted model, not a curated record.
GGUUUGUUGUUCGAAACCGGCGAGCUUAUAUCAUUCAUUUUAUAACUUCCAUCGUGCCCGAACUCAAAGUGAAUAAUGGCUCCAAAGUUAUACAUGACGAUACUCAGUCCACCAGUAAGGGCAGUUUUGAUGUGUGCAAGGGCUAUAGAUUUAGAACUUGAGCCCGUAGAAGUGGAUUUGUUGAAGGGUGAUCAUCUUAAGCCAGAAUUUGUUAAGAUAAAUCCAUUGCACACGGUGCCAGUCCUGGACGACAAUGGCUUCAUUGUGCAAGACAGCCACGCCAUUAUGGGUUAUCUGAUAGGAAAAUAUGCCAAAGACAAAUCCCUAUAUCCUACAGAUGUGGAAAAACGUGCCGUUAUUGAUCAAAAACUUUACUUUGAUAGUGGAGUUUUAUUUGCCAGGCAUGUCCGUGUAGUGAUGCACGUUCUGGGCGGACAAAAGACAAUUCCAGAGGAAUACUCAUCUGCUGUCCAGGAGGCAUUUGGAUAUCUUGACACUUUCCUUAAAGACAGCAAGUACGUAGCAGGAGAAAGUUUAUCAAUCGCCGAUUUAAGUAUAAUUAACACGGUUUCAAAUGCUAGAGUGCUAGUGCCCUUGGAUGAAACAAAGUACCCUAACAUCGCCUCAUGGAGGAAAACUUUGGAAACCUUGCCUUACUAUGAAAUAAACACAGAGGGAAGUAAUCUGUUAAAAACUAUAGUUAAAAAUAUGUUAUCUACAUAAAUGUUUUGUCACAACAUACAUUCUGGAAAUUGAUGAAAUAAAAUAAUGUAAGAAAGAA